AGGACUGUGGCCGCCGCGCGCCUGGACGCUAGGGCUCUGCAUUCCUCACCCAUUCGCUGCCUCUGCUGGACCCUGCCUCCCUGCUCCCGCCGCCUGCGAGCCCCGAGGCCCGCGCCCCGGGGAGAACGGGGCAAAGGCGCUGCUGAUGUGCCUCCGGCGGGCGCUUCUGAGGGUCGGAAGCCGGGCCUGAGGCUAGGAGGGACCAACCGGAUCCCCAAGUGGCUGGAUUGAGAACAUGGACAGAGACCAGUGCACGGCGUCUAGCCCUGCCCUGCGGCGGUGGCUACUGCUGGGGGCUGUGACUGUGGGGCUCCUGGCCCAAAGCGUCCUGGCGGGGGUGAAGAAGUUUGAUGUGCCCUGUGGAGGGAGAGACUGCAGCGGGGGCUGCCAGUGCUACCCUGAGAAAGGAGGACGGGGUCAACCAGGGCCAGUGGGUCCCCAGGGAUAUACCGGGCCCCCAGGGUUACAAGGAUUCCCAGGACUGCAGGGCCGCAAAGGUGACAAGGGUGAAAGGGGCGCUCCUGGGAUCACAGGACCAAAAGGAGAUGUGGGAGCAAGAGGCGUUUCUGGGUUCCCUGGUGCCGACGGAAUUCCCGGACAUCCUGGGCAAGGUGGACCCAGAGGACCGCCUGGCUAUGAUGGCUGCAAUGGGACCAGGGGAGACGUAGGCCAGCAGGGACCCUCCGGCCCUGGGGGCUUCCCUGGAUCUCCCGGGCCCCAAGGACCCAAAGGGCAGAAAGGCGAGCCUUAUGCUCUAUCUAGUAAGGACCGCGACAAAUACAGGGGUGAACCAGGAGAGCCUGGACUGGGCGGUUUCCAAGGGCCUCCCGGCCGCCCUGGGCCUAUGGGACCGAUGGGUCCUGUUGGAACUCCGGGAAGACCAGGACCACCUGGACCCCCUGGACAAAAAGGACAGCCCGGCAACAGAGGACUUGGUUUUUACGGAGAAAAAGGCGAAAAGGGUGAGAUGGGACUGCCAGGACCCAAUGGAAUUCCAUCAGACAACCAUGAUGCCAGCACCGGGCCCAUGAAGGAAAUAUUCCACCCAGAUCAAUAUAAGGGUGAAAAAGGAAGUGAGGGAGAACCAGGGAGAAUAGGCAUUUCCUUGAAGGGAGAAGAAGGAAUCAUGGGCUUUUCAGGACCACGGGGUGCCCCUGGCUCUGAUGGUGAAAGCGGUUUUCCAGGACAAAAAGGAAGCAGAGGACCUGAUGGUUAUCCAGGCGCUGAUGGACCCCGAGGACCCAAGGGAGAAGUGGGUGACCGAGGUCCCCCGGGUCCACCUGCCUACUCCCCUCAUCCUUCUCUGGCAAAAGGUGGCAGAGGUGACCCAGGACUCCCAGGGGCCCAUGGGGAGCCAGGACUCCGGGGUGAGCAAGGAGACUUCGGCCCACAAGGCCCCCCUGGCCCGUCCAUCAGAGAUAAAGAUGGGAAGAGAGGAUUCCCGGGCGAAAUGGGACCCAAAGGCUUCAUAGGAGACCCGGGCAUCCCUGCGCUAUACCCCGGCCCUCCAGGAACUGACGGAAAGCCAGGGCUCCGAGGACUCCCAGGGCCCGCUGGACCACCUGGGCCAGAUGGUUUCCUUUUCGGCCUUAAAGGAAGAGACGGAGAGCCGGGCUUUCCGGGGUCUUCUGGUUUCCCUGGGGCUCGUGGACAGAAAGGAUGGAAAGGUGAUGAUGGGGACUGUAAAUGCGCAGGUGAUCAGUUAACUGGGGUUCUUCCGGGGCUGCCAGGACCCAAAGGCUUUCCAGGCAUCAACGGAGAGCCAGGAAAGAAAGGGAGCCAAGGAGACCCUGGCCCGCAUGGCAUCCCUGGGUUCCCAGGGUUCAAGGGAUCCCCUGGUGACUUUGGACUUCCUGGACCCAAAGGAAUAAAGGGAGAUUCUAGGACAAUUACCACCAAAGGUGAGAGGGGACAACCAGGUGUCCCAGGUGUGCCUGGUCUGAAAGGUGACGAUGGCAUCCAUGGACGUGAUGGGCUCGAUGGAUUCCCAGGCCUUCCAGGCCCUCCUGGUGACGGCAUCAAAGGGCCUCCAGGGGACGCAGGUUACCAAGGACCACCUGGCACUAAAGGCAUUCCAGGAGAAAGGGGCCCCCCAGGAUUGGGUCUGCCAGGCCCCAAAGGCGAGCGUGGUUUCCCCGGAGAUGCUGGAAUACCUGGAUCACCAGGCUUCCCCGGUCCUCCUGGCCCCCCAGGCAUUCCAGGACAAAUAGAUUGUGAUACAGGUGUGAAAAGGCCCAUUGGAGGUGAUGGACAGGACGUCAUCCAGCCAGGUUGUGUUGGAGGGCCCAAGGGACUGCCAGGCCAGCCAGGAACCCCAGGCCCCAGAGGUGCCAAAGGCCAAAGAGGGAUGCCAGGAUUAUCAGGAGCUGAUGGACCACCAGGACUCAAGGGUCUCCCAGGAGAUCCAGGUCGUGAAGGGUUCCCAGGACCCCCAGGGUUCGUGGGACCCCGAGGAUCCAAAGGAGCUGUGGGCCUGCCUGGCCCAGAUGGGUUCCCAGGUUCCAGUGGCCCACCAGGGCCAGUCGGGCUUCCAGGGGACAGGGGCCUUCCUGGUGAAGUCCUGGGAGCCCAGCCGGGUCCCCGGGGAGAUGCUGGAUUGCCUGGACACCCCGGGCUGAAAGGUCUUCCAGGAGACAGAGGCCCACCUGGAUUCAGGGGAAGCCAGGGGAUGCCAGGAAUGCCAGGCCUGAAGGGUCACCAAGGCUUCCCAGGACCUUCAGGACAGCCAGGGCUGCCCGGGCCACCUGGCCAGCAUGGCUUCCCCGGAGCUCCUGGCCAGGAGGGGCCCUUGGGGCUGCCAGGUGCCUUAGGCUAUGGAGGUCUGCCUGGAGACAGAGGGGAACCAGGUGACACAGGUGUCCCUGGCCCUGUGGGCAUGAAGGGUGUCUUUGGUGAUAGAGGUGACCCUGGUUUGUUGGGUGAAAGAGGUCAUCCAGGAAACCCUGGAUUUAAAGGAAUAGCCGGAAUGCCUGGUAUCCCUGGACCAAAAGGGGGCAGAGGUUCACCAGGGAUGGAUGGUUUCCAAGGCAUGCUUGGGCACAAAGGAAGACCUGGGUUUCCCGGAAACAAAGGAGAGGCCGGAUUUUUCGGAGUUCCAGGGCUGAAGGGUCUGGCUGGUGAGCCAGGUGUGAAAGGAAACCGAGGGGACCCCGGCCCCCCAGGACCUCCUCCCAUUAUCCUGCCAGAAAUGAAAUACUUUAAAGGGGAGAAAGGAGAUGAAGGACCUAUGGGAUUGAAGGGAUACCUGGGCUUAAAAGGUACUCCAGGAAUGCCAGGGAUCCCGGGACUGUCGGGCGUCCCUGGGUUACCUGGGAGGCCCGGCUACAUCAAAGGAGUCAAAGGAGACAUCGGAGUUCCCGGCGUGCCUGGUUUGCCAGGAUUCCCCGGUGUGCCCGGCUCCCCCGGAAUAAUAGGGUUUCCAGGUUUCGUAGGAAGUAGGGGUGACAAGGGUGCUCCAGGGACAGCAGGUCUUUACGGCGAGCUUGGCCCCACGGGUGAUUUUGGUGAUAUUGGAGACACGAUAGAUUUACCAGGAAGCCCAGGCCUGAAGGGGGAACAGGGCAUCACCGGAAUACCAGGUCGAAAGGGAUUCUUUGGAGAAAAAGGAACAGAGGGUGACAUCGGCUUCCCCGGAAUAACAGGCAUAACAGGAGCCCAAGGCUCUCCUGGACUUAAAGGGCAAACAGGCUUUCCAGGACAGACAGGCCUGCGGGGGCCACAGGGAGAGCCAGGCCGGGUUGGAGUACCCGGCGAGAAAGGAGAUUAUGGCUGGCCAGGUAGUCCGGGCUUACCAGGUUUUCCGGGCGGCCGAGGCAUCGGUGGAUUACACGGCUUGCCGGGCACCAAAGGCUUCCCAGGAUCCCCAGGUGCAGACAUCCAUGGAGACCCAGGUUUCCCAGGGCCUGCUGGGGAAAGGGGUGACACAGGAGAGGCCAACACUUUUCCAGGCCCUUCCGGAGCCCCAGGACAAAAAGGGGAGCGAGGAAUUCCAGGGGACCGAGGCCCAGUUGGGAGUCCAGGACUUCAAGGGUUUCCAGGCGUCACACCCCCUUCCAACAUCUCUGGGUUACCUGGAGACAAAGGGGCACCGGGGAUAUUUGGCCUGGCAGGUUAUCGAGGCCCCCCAGGGCCACCUGGACCUGCUGCUUUCCCUGGAAGCAAAGGAGAUGAGGGGAACCCAGGAGCUCCGGGAAACCCAGGAACCAAAGGAUGGGGUGGGGACCCCGGGCCCCAGGGCCAGCCUGGAGUGUUUGGUCUCCCAGGAGAAAAAGGGCCCAGAGGUGAGCAAGGAUUCAUGGGAAACACAGGAACCACCGGGAGUGUGGGUGACCAAGGCCCAAAGGGACCCAAAGGAGACCGAGGACUCCCAGGUCCCCCUGGUCCUUUGGGAUCUCCGGGAAUUACAGGAAUCCCCCAGAAGAUUGCUGUCCAGCCAGGGCCUGCGGGUCCGCAGGGAAGGAGAGGCCCCCCGGGGGCACAGGGAGAGAUGGGGCCCCAGGGGCCCCCAGGAGAUCCAGGUUUCCCCGGGGCUCCAGGGAAGACAGGGCCCCAGGGAAGAGGCGGUGUGUCUGCUGUUCCCGGAUUCCGAGGAGACCAGGGGCCCAUGGGGCACCAGGGGCCAACUGGCCAGGAAGGGGAGCCAGGCCGCCCGGGGACCCCUGGCCUGCCCGGCAUGCCCGGCCGCAGUGUCAGCAUCGGCUACCUCCUGGUGAAGCACAGUCAGACGGACCAGGAGCCCAUGUGCCCCGUGGGCAUGAACAAGCUCUGGAGUGGAUACAGCCUGCUGUACUUUGAAGGCCAGGAGAAAGCCCACAACCAGGACCUGGGGCUGGCGGGCUCCUGCCUGGCUCGGUUCAGCACCAUGCCCUUCCUGUACUGCAACCCUGGUGACAUCUGCUACUACGCCAGCAGGAAUGACAAGUCCUACUGGCUGUCCACCACCGCCCCGCUGCCCAUGAUGCCUGUGGCAGAGGAUGAAAUCAAGCCCUACAUCAGCCGUUGCUCUGUGUGCGAGGCCCCCGCUGUGGCCAUAGCGGUCCACAGCCAGGAUGUGUCUAUCCCCCACUGCCCAGUUGGAUGGCGGAGUUUGUGGAUUGGAUAUUCCUUCCUCAUGCACACGGCUGCAGGGGAUGAAGGCGGCGGCCAGUCACUGGUGUCACCGGGCAGCUGUCUGGAGGACUUCCGCGCCACACCUUUCAUCGAGUGCAACGGAGGCCGUGGCACCUGCCACUACUUCGCCAACAAGUACAGCUUCUGGCUCACCACCAUCCCGGAGCAGAGCUUUCAAGGCUCGCCCUCCGCGGACACGCUCAAGGCCGGGCUCAUCCGGACGCACAUCAGCCGCUGCCAGGUGUGCAUGAAGAACCUGUGAUGCUCUGUGUUCACAGGGGCCGCCCCACCCAGACGCCUUUCUCUGCAGGUCGACGUGUGCCUGGGAGGGGCCACUUUGGUGCUUAUUCUUAACUUAUUACCUCAGCUGCUGACCCCCAAAUUGAUUUAUUUUUGUUUUCUUUAAAAAACAAACAAAAAGGCCACCAAAGGAAUUCAGUACCCACACUUAUACCAAAUAGCCCCUCAUCAUCCAUAGGCUCUGGCCACUGUCUCCGCUCUGCAGAAUGAAGCCCGCCUCUCCAACAUGGAAAGCUACUAACAGCCCCAGCACUCCCUGUCAGGCCAUACUAGACUAUUAUGCACUAGGUGUAGCUAACUUCUCAAUGUGUACCUACAUAGUCACCGCACUUUCGAAUGCCACAGGCAAUCCUCUUAUUUAACUCACUUAAUAGACAAGUAAAGCCAUACAGCCCAAGAGCUCCUGAACUCACUCACACUGUCCCCACAUCAGGGUCUCCGGCCCUGCUCUCUAGGCCAACAUAAUGACAACGUGAUCUUCCCAAAUACUGCUGAUGUGAACUAUCCUAAUCCCCUCAAAAAGGCCAAAAAGACUCUGAUAGUCACAUACCAGCUGUCAUUCCACUCAUCCUUGCAGACCAUGGGGUUUGGCAAUGGUCUGUAACAGAAGCAAAGACCUUAUAACUCUGCUGUCAGCCCCGAUACUUGAUGGCAAAGUCCAUAAACUUGGAAGUGACCUUUCCACUGCCCCCGGCCGUCCUGGAGAUUUACCUGCUAUUCUUUGUGGUGAAUUGUACUCCUGUGACUACUCUAACCUCUGUAAUGACCACAGAAUAAAAAUUAGUUUUGAACAUUUCUAUAC
Messenger RNA from Hipposideros armiger (great roundleaf bat), 6211 nucleotides. RefSeq names its product collagen type IV alpha 2 chain (gene COL4A2). Gene Ontology annotation, biological process: collagen-activated tyrosine kinase receptor signaling pathway; extracellular matrix organization. Bases 236 to 5371 code for a protein of 1711 amino acids. The record is from RefSeq and is a predicted model, not a curated record. Gene Ontology annotation, molecular function: extracellular matrix structural constituent conferring tensile strength. NCBI's taxonomy places the organism in Eukaryota, Metazoa, Chordata, Mammalia, Chiroptera, Hipposideridae. The transcript has 48 exons. Gene Ontology annotation, cellular component: collagen type IV trimer.